AUGCCAGUUCGAAAGCAAGAAGCCCACCGAGCAUUGGAAUUGCUUGAGGACUACCAUAGCAAACUCAUAAAGCCUCAAGAUCGUCAGCUUCGUCUCGCUAUCGAAAGAGUCAUCAGAAUAUUUAAAUCACGCCUUUUUCAGGCACUUCUUGAUAUUCAAGAAUUCUAUGAGCUCACUCUACUUGAUGACAACAAAUCGAUUCAGCAAAAGACGGUAGAAACUAUACGUAUCGCCAACAAAUGGGAAACGGAUGGAGUUCGUCGUGAAAUUCCAAAUGAUGAAAGUGAAUACAGAUUAGUAUCAAAUGCCUUUCUCCAGGACAAUAGAAAACCGGAACGGAAUGUCGACACUCCGGAUUCAGCGAAGCAGAUGGGGACAGUGCCGACUACAAUCAUAUCACCGAGUGCAGACACGGAUGAAAAGAAGGCUCAUGUUUCCUCGCCAGAAAUGAAGCAGUUACAGGUAAAUGGGAUUGAGGGGGGUGCUGUGACAGGUGAAGAUGGCCACCAGUACCUGACAGUGGUUUUAUCAAGGGCUGGCGGUGCUGGACUCGGAUUCAGCAUUGCUGGAGGUUCUGACAAUCCCCAUGUGGCAGAUAAUCCCCAUAUCUAUGUCACUAAGCUCAUUCCUGGCGGAGCAGCGGCAGCUAGUCAGCUGCAAAUCAAUGAUGCUAUAUUACAAGUUAACGACGCGAAUGUGGAAAACGUGACGCAUGCUGAGGCAGUAGACGCAUUGAAAAAAGCCGGCAAUACAGUCCGACUGAAAGUGAAACGACGAGCGGGAGAAUCAGAUCACCUGAGCGUGUCACAAAUAUCAAAUAAGGAAGAAGCUGUUGAAAUAGAACUUGUUAAGGGUGGUUCAGGGCUAGGAUUUAGCAUAGCGGGGGGUCUUGGAAACCAGCAUAUACCAGGGGAUAAUGGUAUAUAUGUGACCAAAAUAAUGUCUGGUGGAGCUGCCCAUAGAGAUGGACGCUUGAGGGUUGGAGACAAACUGUUAAUGGUCAAAAAUACUUCGAAAGGCGAUGUAAAUCUUGACAACGUGACCCAUGAAGAUGCCGUGGCGGCGCUUAAAGCGUCUGGUGAACGAGUUCUCUUAGUACUCAUUCCGGGACCAAGACAUGGACAGCCUUCACCUAGAACCUCGAGAGCUAAUACACCCUGCCCAACAUCGAGUACGACAAAUUCGCUGCGACGCGAGGACGUUACGGAUAGUACCGAGGAGCCCCGUGUGGUGGAUAUUGAGAAGGGAACCCAGGGCCUAGGGUUCAACAUAGUAGGGGGUGAAGAUGGCCACGGGAUAUAUGUCUCGUUUCUCCUUGCCGGGGGCCCCGCGGAAAGAUCGGGCGAAUUACGCAGAGGGGACCGUUUGCUUGCCGUUAAUGACACUGAUAUUACGCAUGCCACACACGAACAGGCCGCUAAGGCGUUGAAGAGUACCGGCCAAAAUGUAAAAUUAACAGUUGUAUAUAGGCCGCAGGAAUACAACAAGUUCGAGGCACGUAUCAAUGAGUUGAAGCAACAUAAUACGCUACUACGAACGUCGCAGAAACGAUCUUUAUAUGUCAGAGCGCUAUUCGACUAUGACCCGAUCCGUGACGAUGGCUUACCUUCGCGAGGUCUUCCAUUCCGUUACGGCGAUAUAUUACACGUCACCAACGCUUCGGAUGACGAGUGGUGGCAGGCCAGGCGACUAGACAGUACUGAUCCAGAUGCGAUCGGCAUUAUACCAUCGAAGCGUCGUUGGGAGCGGAAACAGCGUGCACGCGACAGGCAGGUCAAAUUUCAAGGACAAGGGACCCCUGUUAGUACUAGCCAAUCAACGCUGGAAAGGAAAAAGAAGACCUUAUCGUUCAGUAGAAAGUUUCCGUUUAUGAAGAGUCGGGAAGACGGCAAGUCUGAAGAUGGCUCGGACCAAGAGCCUUUCAUGCUUUGCUACACGCAGGAGGACACGAACGCGGACGGAGAAAUCUUGUACCGAGUGGAACUUCCCAUGAUGGAGGAGAUAACGCUCAUUUAUCUCGAGGACGAGAGCCAAGAGGAGAAUGUAUUAUCAUACGAAACGGUGCAACAGAUGACCAUAAACUACACAAGACCUGUCAUCAUCCUUGGCCCGCUUAAGGAUAGGAUCAAUGACGAUCUAAUAUCAGAAUUCCCUGAUAAAUUCGGUAGCUGUGUUCCCCAUACAACGAGGGCGCGACGUGACUACGAAGUGGACGGUCGUGAUUAUCAUUUUGUGGCGAGCCGUGAGCAGAUGGAGCGCGAUAUACAAAAUCACUUGUUUAUUGAAGCUGGCCAAUACAAUGAGAAUUUGUAUGGAACAUCUGUUGCAUCCGUUAGAGAAGUCGCUGAAAAGGGCAAGCACUGCAUUUUAGACGUAAGCGGAAAUGCCAUAAAAAGGUUACAAGUUGCGCAACUGUUUCCCAUCGCCAUAUUCAUCAAACCAAAGAGCGUAGAAUCUAUUAUGGAAAUGACAAAACGAAUGACCGAAGAGCAAGCGAAAAAGACUUACGAACGCGCACUAAAGAUGGAACAAGAAUUUGCUGAAUAUUUCACUGCCGUAGUGACAGGCGACACGCCCGAAGAGAUAUAUGCUAAGGUGAAAGCUGUUAUAGCAGCGGAGAGUGGGCCCUCUGUUUGGGUGCCACGCCGCGAUCCGCUUUAG
Messenger RNA from Pieris macdunnoughi, 2661 nucleotides. Lineage: Eukaryota; Metazoa; Arthropoda; Insecta; Lepidoptera; Pieridae. The record is from the annotation of a GenBank genome assembly.